Messenger RNA from Cornus florida, 1236 nucleotides. Its product is annotated as EPIDERMAL PATTERNING FACTOR-like protein 6. NCBI's taxonomy places the organism in Eukaryota, Viridiplantae, Streptophyta, Magnoliopsida, Cornales, Cornaceae. Bases 488 to 1057 code for a protein of 189 amino acids. Gene Ontology annotation, biological process: stomatal complex development; guard cell differentiation. The record is from RefSeq and is a predicted model, not a curated record. The transcript is spliced from 3 exons.
UCAGACACUGAUCCUAUAUAUAUGUAUUAAAAGAUGUGUCUCUGUCAAAUGUCAAUGGAUUACUUCUUUUUUACUGCAGAAUGACACUAUCAAGAAAAAAAAAAAAAAAAAGACUCUGCAGUCCUAGGCAUGAGCCUAGAUUUCAUUUUUACACACCUUAUCAGAGGUAGUACAGGUUUUCCAGACCCAAAAAGGGUUCUGUUAGCCUAGCUCAUCUAAUACUGUUUCAGACUGAUUUUAGACACACAAACACACACAGAGAGGGGCUUGUUUUCAAGGCAAGUAAUCAAAGAUGAGAAAGGCAGAGAAAUAAAGCAGAUUAAUCAUAAGGUUUUCAAGUGAGUUGUCCAAUGAGAAAAACAACCUUUUAUACCAUCUUUUAGAGGUUGGAAGGAAUCACUUGUUUGUGAAGCAAGAUCUCUCUCUACCAAUGCAACUCUGAGGGACUGAGAAAACCAAGAAAUUUUCUAGGUUGCUUCUUGGGGAAAUGGAAUUUGUUUUUCUAGGCCUUUUCUCCUUAUUUAUAUGCCAGCAGCAAUCAUGCAUGGCCUCAUCCAGUUUGAGUGAUCCAAAUACCUCUCUCUCUCUCUCUCUCUCUCUCUCUCUCUCUCUCUCUCACACACACACACACAGUCACACACAUUAUCACUAUCAUCAUUUGAGCUUUGAAGAAAUGAAGGGAAUUAGAUUAUGUUGUUUCCUAAUAGCUAUGCAAGUAUUGAUCAGUGGGGUAUGUGUUACAAGCAGGCCUUUUCCACCAAAUGAUGAUCAUGGUGGUGUUCAUCAACCAGGUCAAGAGUCUUUGCAAGCUACCUUGAGGUCUAAAGAGGGUGAUAAAAGCAUGGAAGGAGUAGGAAAGAUGAAUGACGAAGCAUAUAAUGAAGGGGUGAGGAAAAUAGGGUCAAGGCCACCAAGUUGUGAGCACAAGUGUUUUGGAUGCAUACCAUGUGAAGCCAUUCAAGUGCCUACCAACACAGGCCAUGUUGGUGUCCAGUAUGCUAACUAUGAGCCUGAGGGUUGGAAAUGCAAGUGUGGUCUUUCCUUCUAUACUCCAUAAACGACAACACUGUCAAACUCUAUCUCUUCUCACUCAAUAUGAACAUGUCCAUGCAUGUCAUGUGAUGUGAUGUAUAAUAGCUGGCUUAACAAUUGUGCUUUAUGAUAUUAUUCACCAUGUAUAUGUAAUUCAAGGUAAAUAUAUAUUUAACUACUAUGGUUAAUGUGGUUGCUCUAGUA